AGGAAGAAGAGGCCUACCGCUUGGUUCACUUUGAAGGGAGGGUAACUUCUAUGAAGGUUUUUAGUAAUCAAUUCACUACUUCGGAGGCUGGAGUAGUAACUCUGAUAUGAUAAAGAAUGCAUAGCAUAUGAAAUUAAAAGAUGAAACAAUUAGAUGAAAUACUUUUCUUCUUUUUUGCAUGGUUGGUGUGAAUUAAUGUCGCCUGCUAUGAGCUUGACCUUGACAGAAUACGCCAUGUCUUGCUAAAAUGUCGAGGUCGCAUUUUCUGCCCAAGAAUCAUCAAUACUUCUAUGAGUCGUGUAAGAAGAAGGUGAGUAAACAAAAUUAGCAUGUCCGUCGCAGGGAUUGUUUCGUCUUGCCGCUGAUCAGGAGUGAUCACUUGAGACGCGUUGACGAUAGCCUGCCUUGGCUUUUGAUGUGGCACAGGAAGAAGAAAUAUGUUGGGUGUUUUAUGCGUCGUCGAAUCCGCCACGGAGCCUGCGCGGAUUUUGUUCCGGUAUCCGCCUGACAAGAACUCUUUCGGCAAUAUCAGCGAUGGAUCCUUAGCCCGCAUGCUUCUACCACGCGAACGAAAACUGCUGAACGAGCGGCUGGAAUUCAUUUUGGACUACGCGGAUCAUAAAACGAGCUUCAGCACCAAGCCACCAGCGAGGUUGCGGGUAUCCUCCUUCCCUCGAGAUGCGAGGGUCGUUCUCGUCGAUCGCCCGCCGACCCGCACGGCGCGCAAGAGCGCAAGGAUGAGCAGUCAGGGAAUCCUAGACUCGGAAACAAGCAAGCCUGCCUGUGCUCCAGGUCCAGUAUCAACAACGACUAGCGCUUUACUCAAAGUUCCGCUUCCGGAUACGAAUUUGGAGACAACAAGAAGCCCAUUUGGGAGUGGCGAUGCAGGCCGAGGCUUUCGGCCUGCAUCAGGAGAGGGCGGUGUAGAUUAUCCUCCCUGCAGCCAAGAUCGGGGAGCUGAGAAAAAUGACGAGUUCUUUUCUACUCAUGCUGUUGUUGAAGAUUACCCUUCCAAACUCAGCAUGCGAACGGAUGGCCUUGAUGAGAUGGGUAUAAUAAACGACAAAGACAGUGCACUAGUCCAGCAGCAAAGUGGCCUAAAUUAAGAGUUUCCUCAAUGCAUUCUGCACGUGCAUCCUUGACCUUUUGUUCUCAAGUAGAAAACUUGGGUCCCAGGGCAGCGUCCGAAGAGUGCAAUGCUGCAGCUUGCUCUAAUCAAGUACGCCCUUUGGAGAGUUGCUGUGUUUUAAUAUUGUCCUAGUUACGCGGUCCGAGUACACUGGGGUGUUGAACACCGAGAAUUUGUGGAAAAUUUGCCGCCGAUGUAGCGAUCUCUUCCAGACUUAUCCGAUAUUGUUUCAGCAGACAGGCUUGUUGGAGCGGGUCUACUGGUGCCUUCAGCGGUAUCCGGGUGGAAACACCAGCAUAGCCAUUUUCGAUGACCCGAGUGCAGUGGUUCCGCCACAAGUAUUGGGUGAUCCGAGUGCUGCUCCUGUGGACAAUAAGGAUAAAGAUACCUCCGAUAAAGAUGAAGGUACUAGAAGUACUGAGUGGGCUCAAGAACAUCAACAAGUAGAAGGACAAGGAGUACCGCCUGCGCCACUGUCACCGACAGGAUCGUCCGUUUCCGGGGUUACUUUUUCUAUACCUGGCAGCAGCGAAGCAACCGGACAACGCCAGCUCUCGUCCUCGUCGUCGUCGUCGUCUCAAAAACCAUCCUCCUUGCCGGAGACGUUGAGCAUGAUUGAAUUCGUGGGCGCGCCUUUUUCAGAGGAUAUCAUUCUUCACAGACCGAGCUAUUUAGAUGUGCGAUACGCUGAGCUCAUGGAGGAGGAAAAGAAAGAUUCUCUAAUACAGCACGAGCAAAAUCGACAAGAUAAGAUCGACAAGAAUAGCAGGAGUCAGCUAGGAGGAUCUUAUAUGGGCGCGAGCACUUCGUCAAGCGCUUUAUGGGACGAGCACGAUGACGACGCGGCAAAAUACUCACAAGAGGAACAAGAGAAGAGCGCGUUCCUUCUGGACUAUCCUCCACGUCGCGGCUUCGGUUUCGGACCUCAAGCGCUCUCCCCUGUCACUGCAGGAAAUACCGGAGGUGGUGGUGGUGGCGGUGAUGGUCGUCGCGAUGGUGGUGGUGGCGUUGGUGGUAGUAGAACCAAUACUACCUCUCCUUCUAGAGACGAGAGGACGUUUGAUCAUGUCGCAGCGACGUGCUCAGUACCGCUUGCGGAUUUCUACGUGAACAACGUGGUAUUCACUCAAGUAGUGACAGAGCAGACGGAGCGAGCGUUCGCGGAAACUUUUCACGGUCUCGUGAUCCUAGACAUUAUCGCGGCACUAAGCUGUGCGGAUGCUUACGCAUGGUUCGAGAUGAUAGAUGCGGUUGCUUCGCAGGAACCGGUAGCAGAAGAGCAAAUUCCACUUACGCAGCUGUUCUUAGAUAACUACCUGCACAAUCAUGAGCAGGAGUGAAACCGUCAUCACUGAUUUAAGUAUAAUAUGACGUAGACGAUUUUUAUUUUUUGUGAUAUCAAUAUCUAUCGAUCUUCCGUAGGCUUUAAUAUUCACUGAGCUGGAGGAGUAGUACUUUUAUUUUCAUCUACUCAAGACGACGGCAGAUAUAGAUACACAAACUUCCUGUUGGUUCCUCUAAUUUUCCAGGAAGCACCAAGAAAGAGGAGCAGCGGUCCUUGUUAAGUCGUCGCAUUUUGGGAUGGCUAUAUCGAAGGAAAAUCAUUUGUUGCUAUCGCAACGGCGCUGUUUACUCUCCUUGUGGCGGGGCCGACGUCGGCGAGAACGUUCCAGAAUUGCUGCUAGAAAAAUUUGGACAUUCUCUGUCGGAUGGAGAGCUAGCUUACCUCUACGAGAAGGUCGCGGAUUUGGAUGUGGAUGCGGCUCUGGGCUACGCAGAGACGAUUGAGCGCGUCAAGCGCAACCCUUUUGCCGCGUUUGACGCUAAGGGACCGUUAAUAGACGCAGGUUUGUUGAUUCCGUUCUCAUCCGAAACACCUUGGCGGGAAUCAUAUGAAGAUCCGCUGCCAUGAUGACGCUUGUUCCAGACGACUGACUACAGUCCGAGUCAUGACGCUUCCAUGACAUAAUUAAUGGCUACUACAGUUAUCCUCUCGGAUUCAUCACUUACAGUCUUCGCAUAAAAUACAUUGACUGAGGAUCGCUCAUCAC
This is a messenger RNA of Amoebophrya sp. A25, 3180 nucleotides long. NCBI's taxonomy places the organism in Eukaryota, Dinophyceae, Syndiniales, Amoebophryaceae. The record is from the annotation of a GenBank genome assembly.